Pecten maximus is the source of this 1797-nucleotide messenger RNA. RefSeq names its product 5-hydroxytryptamine receptor 1A-alpha-like. Lineage: Eukaryota; Metazoa; Mollusca; Bivalvia; Pectinida; Pectinidae. The record is from RefSeq and is a predicted model, not a curated record. Gene Ontology annotation, biological process: adenylate cyclase-activating adrenergic receptor signaling pathway. The coding region runs from base 1 to 1662 and encodes 553 amino acids. Gene Ontology annotation, molecular function: G protein-coupled receptor activity. Gene Ontology annotation, cellular component: membrane. The transcript has a single exon.
AUGGCCAAUUUGCCUGCCGUCGUGAUAAAUAGCAGCUGGGCGCUGUCUGGAGAGGUAUCAUAUCAGACGGAUGUCAACGAUACACACCACAACCGUCGGAAUGACAGCAUGGCGUCAGUGUCCGAGGUCGUAAACUACGGUAUUAUAGUGUUCGGUGUGUUUGUAAUCACUGCCACCAUUCUAGGAAACAGCUUAGUUAUAUUAGCUAUAAUUGUCGAUAAGAAAUUGAGACGUGUUGGAAACAUAUUUAUUGUGAAUUUAGCAGUUAGUGACAUUUUAGUUGGUGCUAUUGUCUCACCCCUCUCGCUCGUUUAUCAGAUAACGGGCGAAUGGCCCUUUGGACGGCAACUAUGUGAUUUUUGGAUCUCUGUGGAUAUCAUCUGCUGUACAGCUAGUAUUCUUAAUCUGUGUGUUAUUAGUUAUGACCGCUAUAAUGCUAUAUCACAACCGCUGAAAUACGCUAAACACAGAACAACUCGGCGCGCGCUUUUGCUUGUAACUUUGGUGUGGUUGUACUCGUGUGGAAUUGCAUUGCCCCCUUUACUUGGUUGGAGAAAAACAACAGAAGCGACGUCACAUGGUCUCAAGAAAUGUCAAAUCACUCAAAAUUUGGGAUAUACAUUUUACUCAACAAUAGGAGCUUUUUACUUGCCACUGUGUAUCAUGGUGUGUUUUUAUACUCGUAUCUUUUUUGUGACUAGCAGCAGAGGAAAACAGUGGGUAAGAGGGCCGGGUUCAAGCUGCCGAAUCCAACGCCGGAGAUCUCGCAACAGACGAGACAACGAUAAUAAUAACACGGUAUGUUGUUUACUUUGUCCUUGUCGAUCUAAACAAGAAAGUGAAAGUAGUAAAUCUGUAACGACUCAGACAGACCGUACCCAUGCUAGGAACUUUUCUCUGUCUUCUAGUAUUAGAAGAAGCACAUUUGAUUAUUCGUCCACGGCUCAAUCCGACCUUCAUCGCAAGGCAGUGAUGUUCUCCCCUCGUGCUAGCACAGCGAGUACCAGUGCAGGUGAAGUGGUGCUCGAGAUCACACAGGGCCGUAGAAAACAAACAAUUCAGCGAAGAUUGUAUCGCCAGAUCUCAAAUCCAAACAGUGAUUCAAGUUACACGACAUCCACGACAACCUCGACUACUGCUGAAACGUCGUUCUCGGAGUCCUCAUCUGCUGGCUCGGAUAACCGUACAACGAGACGCGCUUCAAAUGUAAUAUAUAACUUAUUAGCUGCUAACAUUAUGGCUGCAGAAAUUCUUCGGGACAGUGUAAAAGGAGUACAAUUUGCACCUCAACAUCGUUCGCCUUUACUCAUAGAGGAGGCUAUAACACCGGAACCGUUAAUUCCUAAAGAACCUGCGCGCGCAACUCGCCGGAAGCGGAAGAAUUUGUCACUUCCUCAUGAAAAACGUGCUGUUAAAACACUUGGAAUUGUUGUUGGUUGUUUUAUUUUCUGUUGGCUCCCGUUUUUCGUUGUUACUGUUAUCAUACCCCUGUGCCAAAACUGUGAAGUGAGCCCAAUCGUUACAGGUAUAGUGCUGUGGUUAGGAUAUUGUAAUUCUGCCUGUAAUCCAAUUAUAUACACCUUCUUCAACGAAGAUUUUCGACGUGCCUUCAAAAAGCUGACCACAUGUGGAAAGUCUGUUUCGUCACCUAUAUAUUUAUGAGACAUUUCGGUUUAGAGAGAACUGUUUAAAGUUGCUGGAACGACGGUUUUUUACUGCAAUAAGUUGUACAUAGUUAUAAAGUAAGAAUUGCAUUUUUUGUUGGUGUAUUAUGUAAAUAUUUAUGAUAAAUCGCUA